AUGUCUGCUUAUUGGGUUAUCUUUGGAAAGGCAUGUCACUUACUAGUGGAGAUUGAGCAUCAGGCAUAUUGGGCUGUGAAGUCUUGCAACUUCUCCAUGGUUCAAGCUGGAGAGGAAAGAAAGUUGGAAUUGAAUGAGCUUGAUGAGAUCCGAUUGGAGGCCUAUGAGAACUCAAAGUUCUACAAGGAAAGGACAAAGAAGUUCCAUGAUAGUUCAAUUGUUAGGAAAGACUUUGAGGUUGGCCAGCAGGUUUUAUUGUAUAACUCUAGGCUCGGACUCAUGGUGGGUAAGUUAAGAUCAAAAUGGAUUGGACCUUUUGUUGUGACUAACGUUUAUCCUUAUGGUGCAGUUGAGAUCCAAAGUCCAUCCACAGCUAAAAGCUUCAAGGUUAAUGGGCACAGAUUGAAGCCUUUCCUCAACAAUCCUUCUUUGUUGGAUAUAGUGGUGGAGGAAACGUCUUUGGUCGAUCCCACCUCUCUUUUCCCCUGA
This is a messenger RNA of Vigna angularis (adzuki bean), 489 nucleotides long. RefSeq lists its product as uncharacterized. Lineage: Eukaryota; Viridiplantae; Streptophyta; Magnoliopsida; Fabales; Fabaceae. The coding region runs from base 1 to 489 and encodes 162 amino acids. The record is from RefSeq and is a predicted model, not a curated record. The transcript has a single exon.